ACCAGGCUCAGGCUGAGCACAGCUUCACCCACGCAGCGGACACUAAUUCUUUUGCGGGCUCACUGAGGCUACACACAGGACCGAGUCAUGGAAAAAGAUGGAAGACCCAACUGGGACAGCCCCAUGCAAUUUGUGCUGGCCUGUGUAUCAUAUGCAGUCGGACUGGGAAACGUGUGGCGGUUUCCAUACCUCUGUCAAUUACACGGCGGAGGGGGGUUCUUAAUCCCGUAUCUCAUCAUGUUGCUUUUGGAGGGGUUGCCCUUAUUCUACAUGGAGCUCGCCAUUGGUCAGAAGAUGCGUUUAGGUAGCAUCGGGGCAUGGACUUCGAUAAGCCCGUAUUUGGGAGGAUUGGGGCUUGCUAGCGUUGUGACAUCCGUGUAUCUCUGUCUCUAUUACAACGUCAUCAAUGCAUGGAGUUUCUGGUACCUCUUUCAUUCAUUUCAAUCAGUCCUGCCCUGGGCAGUAUGCCCCAUAAAUUCAAACCGAACGGGACCUACAGAGGAGUGUGAGGUGGCUACACCCACCCAAUAUUUCUUCUACAGGGAAACACUGAACAUCUCUUCUUCUAUUGAAGAGAAUGGAGGCAUUCAUACAGGACAGGCGCUGUGUCUCGUGCUUGCCUGGGCAAUAACCUACCUGUUCAUUGUGCGAGGAGUAAAGUCAACAGGAAAGGUGGUGUACUUCACAGCUACAUUUCCUUAUCUGGUCCUGUUUAUCUACUUGAUUCGGGGUGUGACUCUUCAUGGUGCCAUCAAUGGCCUCAAAUACAUGUUCACACCCAAGAUGGCUGAACUUGCCAAUCCUAGAGCGUGGAUCAAUGCAGCCACUCAGAUCUUUUUCUCCCUCGGUUUGGGUUUUGGCUCACUAAUAGCCUUUGCUAGCUACAACCAGCACAACAACAACUUUCAGAACCAGGCCAUCGUUGUCUCACUUAUCAACAGUGGAACCUCUAUCUUUGCCAGCAUCGUCACCUUUGCCAUCUAUGGCUUCAAGGCUACUCUCAACUACGAGAACUGCCUGGACAGAAUGCGCCUUCUGCUGCUAAAUACCUUUGAUCUAGCAGAAGACGCCAUCAGCAUGGACAGCGUUCUCGAGUGGACUGAGAAGCUGAACACAACAUAUCCAGAGCAGUUUGCCCAAAUUGCCGACAAAGUAAGAGAGGGAGAGUGCAACCUGGAAAAGGAACUAGACACAGCAGUAGAGGGGACAGGCCUGGCCUUCAUAGUGUACAGUGAGGCCAUUAAGAACAUGCCUUUGCCCCAGCUGUGGUCUGUACUGUACUUCUUCAUGCUCCUGCUGUUAGGAAUGGGCAGCAUGUUGGGAAACGUUACAGCCAUCAUCACCCCGUUACGUGAUUUCAAGAUUAUGUCCCGCAUGAGCAACGAGUUGUUCAGUGGUUUGGUGUGUGUGUUUUGUCUGCUGCUGGGCCUGGGCUUCACCACCACCUCAGGGAAUUACUGGUUUACCAUAUUCAACGACUACGCAGCCACUUUCUCUUUGCUGUUCAUCGUCCUCAUUGAGGUCAUAGCUGUUAGUUACAUCUAUGGAAUUAAGAGGUUUGAAAAAGACAUAGAAGACAUGCUUGGUCAUCGUCCCAACUGGUACUGGAAAAUCAUGUGGGCAGUAACCAGUCCCUUGCUCCUUAUUGGCCUCUUUAUAUUUUACAUCAUUAACUACAUCCAAGGAGGGACACCUACUUACCAAGCAUGGAAUAAAGAGCGGGGUGAAUCAGCAGUGACGGAGUACCCCGUCUUUGGUCAGGUCUUCAUCGUGCUGCUGCUGGUGUCGUCAGUCAGCUGUGUGCCCCUCACAGCUCUGUAUGCCUUCUGCAGGAAGAGGAAAGAUCGAGCCUAUGAAAAGCGUCCAUCUGCUGUGAGCACAGUGUCAGUGUAGGGACCAAACCUGUCCUGCUUCCUGGACCUCUCCAUAUCUGCACUUCAGCUGAGCAGCAGGAGUACAGUAUUUCCUACCUAAUCCAGAGUGUGUGGUGUUUGAUUUGAGUUUCACCUUAGCGACGGCCCUUUUGGACUGUUUGUCUGCAAAAACGACGUCGUUCCAGUGUUGCCGUAGUAACAGCUUAGGCGACAUCAGACACAGGCCUUCUUUGUUCAGAAUACGCUCCAUAUUUCCUUUGAAUCUGUUGUAUUAUUUGUCUCAGUUUAAAGUCAGACGUCUGUCAGUACAUUCAGAAGAAUAUCCUCUAAAUCUCAGCUGUGGAACAUUAUUGCUCACAGAUGUAGUUUGUCUGACUGUCAGAUGUUUAAAUAUAGUUGUAAUUUGGUCAUUUGCUUGUUGUUAUUUUUCUAAAUAGUAGUACAGUAUUAUGAAUGUAUGUACAUAAGCUACUGUGAGUUUUAAAUGUAUUGUUUUAAUCAUUUUUUCCCAUCUUACACACUGUAAACAUGUUUUAAAGCAGUAGUGCACAGAAGUGAGCACUAAAAUAUCGUAGGCAUCAAAAAAGGAAGUCCUGUCCUAUCACACUAUAACAUCGCACUAUAGUGGACUUUUUAAAUUAUUUGGACUCGCCUGUUUCUGUCUAAUAAGAAUAGUGAUUGGUUAAAUUCUCACACACAUGCUAGAUUAGAGCCUGUGACAACAAUCUGAUUACAGAGGUCCUACUUUCUGUUUUGAAGUAUCUUUGAGCAAAGUGGUGUUUUUGCAUCACUACCAAAAAUGACACUUGAUUCAAGACUCGAGCUGGACCUGUUGGACUGCACAACAGAAAGCCGAGACGUAUCAAACCACAUCGGCUGAUUUCCUUUCUUUCUUUCUUUAAGGUAAAUAUGAUGGACAUAUCAGUCAUUGGGUUUUCCUGUCGUCGAAUUAGAGCUGGCACUGAAUUAUGUGUGUACGAAUUAUCUGCUUUCUACAGGAUUUUUGAUAACUAGUUUUUUAUUCAUUUUAAAAGGGCUGGCAGCUCAUUGUGAACCAAAAUACCUGUAUGAGUCAACAGUGCUGUGCCAAAACACAAUUGUAAUAAAAAAAAAAAUUUCUUUGUACAUUCCCAAAUAUGUCAAAUGUGUAUAUACUGUUGGAUAUGUGUCAUCGAAUGACCGAAUAAUUGGACUAAUCAAAAGUGUGAUUUUUGAUUUUUGUGCCAGUGAGUAAAUAAAUGAUGAACUGUUAGUUUUCUUGGACAUAAA
Molecule: messenger RNA, 3143 nt
Organism: Maylandia zebra (zebra mbuna)
Lineage: Eukaryota; Metazoa; Chordata; Actinopteri; Cichliformes; Cichlidae
Gene: slc6a20
Product: solute carrier family 6 member 20
Biological process (GO): sodium ion transmembrane transport; glycine transport; L-proline import across plasma membrane
Cellular component (GO): apical plasma membrane; plasma membrane
Molecular function (GO): L-proline transmembrane transporter activity; proline:sodium symporter activity
Source: RefSeq, a predicted model, not a curated record